This is a messenger RNA of Mytilus trossulus (common blue mussel), 969 nucleotides long. RefSeq lists its product as uncharacterized. The record is from RefSeq and is a predicted model, not a curated record. The coding region runs from base 1 to 969 and encodes 322 amino acids. NCBI's taxonomy places the organism in Eukaryota, Metazoa, Mollusca, Bivalvia, Mytilida, Mytilidae. The transcript has 8 exons.
AUGCAACGCUUGGUACUUGAUGAUAGAACCUGUAAAUUGGAUGAAAAAACAUGGAUGUUGCCAGAAAUUACCAGUGACACACUAAAAAAGCAUUUAUAUUACUCGAUGUCUUCAGAUUGUCAACGCAUAGACGCUUGUGUUGAUUUUUCUGUCAAAGUUUUAGGACAAGUCAUUACAAAGGCUUUUAAAGCAUAUAUUGAGAUCGAUUUUUGUAAUUUUGUGUUUGCAUAUGGAUUUGAAGGACUAAAAAAAUCAACCAUUCUGAUAAACUACAACUGGGGUCAGAUGGAAAGGUAUCAAGUGACAGACAAUAUCCAUGUUUUAGGAAAAAUAGGCAAAAACGAUGAUAAGAAUGUGUUUGAAAUAGAUUUUGGAAUGAAGCUGUGUAUUGAAGGAAGCUGUAUACUUGAUGACACAAUGUUUAUUCAGGAUUUGGAACUUGCAAUACCUAUAUGCAAUGAAAAUUUUACAUGGCCAGGUGGAAAUAGUAUUUCUGAUAUGGUGAAUGCAAUUGGUGGACAUCUUACAACAGAAGCAUUCAAUAUUAUUUUAAGAAAAUUUGGAAUUGAUAGCAUUUUUACAGAGAAAUGUGACCUGGCAGUAACUGGAAAAGGUUCACAAUGUUCCUCCACUUUCACGAUGAUAGACUCCAUGAAAGGGAUAGCACAGUGUGAAUUUACAGACAACUGCUUUGGACUUGACUGUUGUUUAGAACUGAAAUUCAAGCUUCCAUUCCAGGGAGAUGAUGUAACAUACAGUAUCCCUUUUGGAUUUAAACUUAAGCCAUGUGAUUUUGAGAUUGAAAUAAGUCUUGCAACAUAUUAUCAUAAAACAGUUCUUCUUAAUUAUGAUUGGGGUAUGGAGAAUGAGCUUAAGAUUGGAAAGGGUGACCCAGCUCCAAUUAUUAUAAGGUUAGUUCAUUCUGUCUUUCUGGAUCCUUUCCAUGUAACUGUUGAACAAUGCAUCUAA